AUGGAGGAGGAAGGCCACCCAGGCAAUGGUGUCCAGACUAUCAAAGAUUCGGACCGCCAGCUCCGCUUAAGACUUUGCGUUUUAAAUGAGAUUUUGAAUACCGAGAGGGAUUACGUGAAGACUUUGAUUUUCCUGCAGUCGGCGUUUUUGCACAGAAUCCAGCAAACUGCAGAAGACCAGCAGUGCCUUUCUCCAGAAAAUGUCAAGGUCCUGUUCUCCAACAUAGAGGCCAUCCUGGAAGUUCAUAAAGAGGUCCUGGCAGCCCUGGAGUCGAGCCUGCAGCCUGAGCCUCAGCCCCAGCAUGCCCUCGGACACGUUUUCCUUCAGUUUAAAGGCAGAUUCUCUGUGUAUGGAGAGUACUGCAGUAACCAUGAGAAAGCACUUAGACUUCUAAUGGAAUUGAACAAGGACCCACAUGUCAGAACCUUCCUACUGCACUGCAUGCUACUGGGUGGGAAGAAGACGACAGACAUUCCUCUGGAGGGGUACUUAUUAACGCCCAUUCAGAGGAUAUGCAAAUAUCCACUCUUGUUGAAGGAGUUGCUGAAGAGGACUCCGAAGAAGCACGCAGACUACCCUGCUGUGGAGGUGGCUCUCCAGGCCAUGAAGGCCGUCUGCUCUAACAUCAACGAGACCAAGAGGCAGAUGGAGAAGCUGGAGGCCUUGGAACAGCUCCAGUCCCACAUCGAGGGGUGGGAGGGAACCAAUCUAACUGACAUCUGCACAGAGCUGCUCCUUCAUGGGAAUUUGCUGAAGAUAUCCGCUGGAAAUAUUCAGGAGAGAGUCUUCUUUCUGUUCGAUAACCUGUUGGUGUACUGCAAGCGGAAAUCACGGGUUGCAGGGAAGAAAUCUACCAAGAGAACCAAGUCCAUCAACGGCCCCCUGUACAUAUUCAGGGGCAGAAUCAACACAGAGGUCAUGGAGGUUGAAAAUGUGGAAGAUGGAACAGCCGACUAUCAUAGCAACAACUACACCGUGACCAACGGCUGGAAAAUCCACAACACGGCCAAGAACAAGUGGUUUGUGUGCAUGGCGAAGAACACCGAGGACAAGCAGAGGUGGCUGGACGCCAUUCUGAAGGAACGAGAGCAGAGAGAGAGUCUGAAGCUGGGGAUGGAGCGGGACGCGUACGUGAUGAUCGCGGAGAAAGGAGAGAAGCUCUACCACAUGAUGAUUAGCAAGAGCCGCCACCUCAUUAAGGACCGACGCAGGAAGCUGAGCAUCGUGCCCAAGUGCUUCCUGGGAAACGAGUUUGUGUCCUGGCUUAUCGAGAGCGGCGAGAUCAGCAAGCCGGAGGAAGGGGUGAACUUAGGACAGGCGCUCCUGGAGAACGGCAUCAUCCACCACGUGUCUGACAAGCACCAGUUCAAGAAUGAACAGGUCCUCUAUCGGUUCCGUUAUGAUGAUGGAACCUACAAAGCUAGAAGUGAGAUGGAGGACAUUAUGUCUAAGGGAGUGAGGCUCUACUGUCGUCUCCACUGCCUCUUCACUCCCGUUGUCAAGGAUAGAGACUACCAUUUGAAAACAUUCAAGUCUGUGAUUCCAGCAAGUAAACUGGUGGACUGGCUAAUAUCUCAGGGGGACUGUUCCACGCGCGAGGACGCCGUGACGCUGGGAGUGGAGCUAUGCAACAACGCGUUCAUGCACCACGUGCUGGAGAAGAGCGAAUUCAAAGACGAGUCGCAGUUCUUCCGUUUCUACGCCGACGAAGAAAUGGAGGGAACGAGUUCCAAGAGCAAGCAGCUGCGAAACGACUUCAAGCUCAUCGAAAACAUUGUGGCCAAAACCCUGCUGAUACACCCCCAUGAAGAAGACUAUGGCUUUGAGAUUGAGGAGAAGAACAAAGCCAUCAUGGUGAAGUCGGUCUGUCGGGGAUCUCAUGCAGAGAUGGCUGGACUCCACGCAGGCAGAAAGAUCUACACUAUCAACGAGGACCUGGUGUUCCUCAGGCCCCUGUCCGAGGUGGAAGCCAUGAUGAACCAGUCCUUCUGCGUUCAGCGCUCCCUGCAGCUGCUGGUGGCCACAAAGUCCAAGGAGGUUGUGAAGAUACCAGACUGUCUCGGUGCACUUUCCUUUAAAAUCAGAGGCUCCAACCCCCCUUAUGUGCACGCUGUGAGAAAAGGCUCACAGGCCGCGGCUGCAGGCCUCCACCCCGGGCAGUGUAUCCAGAAAGUCAACGGCAACAGCGUCCAUGGCGACAGCGACCUGGCAGUCCUGGGCCAUUUCUCGGCCCACCGUAGCGGUCGGGAACAGCUGGAACUGGGGCUGACGCAGUGGCUCUACAGGACAUUGGAUGAUGCAGAAGAGGAGAAGUCUCUGAGGACCAGCCUGUCAGUGAUGGGCUCGGAUACUGAGGACGGCGAUGUCGUCAACGGAACAGCAAGCGACAUAAGGCAGUUAACCGUCUCCGAUGACGACGCACCGUUGGUCAGUUUGGCUGUGGACAACGUGCACCUGGAGCACGGGGUGUUCUACGAGUACGUGAGCACUGCUGGGAUCAGGAGUCACGUGCUGGAGAAGAUGGUGGAGCCCAAGGGCUGCUUCAGCCUCACGGCUAAGAUUUUAGAGGCUUUUGCUGCUGACGACAGCCACUUUGUGAAGAACUGCAGCCGCCUGAUCUCCCAGAGCGACCGCGUGGUCACCAUGCCGCAGUACGAGUUCAGAAACAUCUGCGACACCAAGUUGGAGAGCGUACGCAGACGUGUCGUCAGCUACCAGCAGUUUGCUCAGGAGCUGCGGAACAAAGCCUGGCCCGUGUUUAAGCAGGCAACCCAUAAGCCCCACCCCCUGGGCUCAAUGGACUUCGUCCCCACCAACUGCCACCUGAACCUGAUGCAGGUGUCCUACCCCAAGAGCACCACCUCCGCCGGCCGCACCUUCAGCAUCCGCUUCGGCCGCAAGAACUCCUUCUUUGGCCUGGACCCAGAGCAGGCGAACCUGAACCCCAUGUCCCACACGCAGCACUGCGUCACCAGCAUGGCUGCCCCGUCCUGGCACUGCCAGGCCCAGGAGGACGGAGACGAGUCCUGGUCGGGGGAGGCCAACGGGAGCCUGCUGGACUCCAGCCUGGAGGGGAGGUCCGUCCAUGAGGAGGGGGGCCUCAGCUUCCUCCUCAAGCAGGAGGACAUGGAGACGCAGGACUCCUACAUCCGCCUCUUCAACCGCUUGGACAUGGCCUUGAAGGAAAUGAAGCAAUAUGUCGCCCAAAUCGAUGCGCUCCUGUCCUCCAUAACUGAGCCUGAAGUCUGUGAGACCGCCCCCACGUCCUCGGAGGAGGUGGACCCGGACAAAGCGGAGCACUGUGGGAUCAAAAGGGUCUGCUUCAAAGUGUCCGAGGAUGAGCAGGAAGACUCCGGCCAUGACACCAUGAGCUACAGAGAUUCGUACAGCGAAUGCAACAGCAACCGUGACUCCGUGCUGUCGUACACAAGCGUCCGCAGUAACAGCUCCUACCUGGGAAGCGAUGAGAUGGGAUCAGGUGACGAGCUGCCCUGUGACAUGAGGAUCUCCCUGGACAAGCAGGACAAGCUGCACGGCUGUCUGGAGCACCUCUUUAACCAGGUCGACUCCAUAAACAGUCUCCUGAAGGGCCCUGCGAUGAUGAAGGCGUCUGAGGAAACCAAGCAUUUUCCAAUGGAGCACAGUCGCCCGGACGUGUGUCACACUGAAGACUGGACCCAACGCUGUCGCUGUCUCAUCCACAAGAACAUCCAGGAGGAUCCCUGGAACCUCCCCAGCUCCAUACAAACCCUGGUGGAGAGCUUGCAGAGAUCCGUAGAGGAUGGCAAGAAUCAGCUGCUCCUGGCUCUGCUGAAGUGUACAGACACAGACCUGCAGCUGCGCCGCGAUGUCAUAUUCUGCCAGAGCCUGGUGGGGGCGCUCUGCACCCUGUCCGAGCAACUGCUGGCCGCCCUCAACUUCCGCUACAACAACAACGGCGAGUACGAGGAGGACAGCAAGGAGGUCAGCCGGAAGUGGCUGGAGCAGAUCUGCGCCAUCGGGGUGCUCUUCAGCUUCCAGUCCAUGCUGUCGCCCCAUGUGCAGGAGGAACGGACAAUGCUAGAAGACACCAAGGCAGCGCUACUGGAUUUGGAAAAAGUCACUGUCCACUUCCGGCAACUGGAAGAUGAAUGCCUGGUCACAAACUCCCCAGUGCACCACCACGUGGAAGGCUGCCGGCAGGCUCUCAGGAUCACCCUGUUCCUGGACAGCUGCCACUUCUGCAGGCUGCCCGGGCGACUGCGGAACGGAGGGUGCCUGAGGCUCCACACCGUGCUCUUCUCCAGAGCACUGGAGAGGCCAGAGGGAUUGGCGGUGCAGGACUGUGUGCCCAUGGAAGAGUUUCAGCAACGCUCCAACGCAGUCUCUCUGGAGAAGGCCAAAGCCUACUACCGCAAGCUCAGGGCAUUUUACCUGGAGAAAUCCAAUUUACCCACAGACUCCAACAGCACAGCUGUUAAAAUAGAUCAGCUCCUACGCCCUCUGAACGCCCUGGACGACCUCUGUCGGCUGAUGCAGUCCUACGUCAACGUCAGGCCCAGCGGGAGCGCCCAUCCGUCGGGGGUCAGCGUCUUGGCAGUGUCCUCUGAGCUGUGCGACCGGCUGGGUGCCUGCCACAUCACCAUGUGCGCCACCGGCAUGCAGAGGUGCACUCUGAGCAUCUCCCUGGAGCAGGCCACCAUCUUGGCUCGCAACCAUGGCCUGCUACCCAGGUGCAUCAUGCAGGCCACCGACAUCAUGCGCAAACAGGGGACACGGGUUGAGAUCUCUGCCAAAAACCUGAAGGUAAUGGAUCAGAUGCCUCCCUCUGCACCAAGGCUCUUCAAGUUGUGUCUGCCACCUUCUGAUGGAGACCUAUAAGGGACAGUGAAAUCGAAAGUUAUUUUAGCCGUUCGAGCUGUUAUUAGUUUCACUAAGAUUCUGACAUUAUAAAAAGUCUCCAAGGAGGGUUAGCAGGUUCUCUCUGGAAUCCAACCUUAAAGAAUCGCCGAGGAGAUCUGCUCCACCUAGCUUUGUGCUUGCAAGAACAUCUUGGUCAGAAAGACGCAGUUUCUCAGGAAUGGCCGUCGCGACCUGCAGCUGAAACGUGCGUUUGUAACAGGGAUGUCUCCGCUCCUAAGAGACGGGACACAACAGCGUCCGGGCUGGCCCGUGCGGGGCACCUGGAGGAGGUAUGGAGCUUCUGGAGGAGAGAGGACCCCAGCUGGCUACGUCGGAGAGGGCCCGGGUUCUGAUCCAGUCUUCUGAUCGAGUCUGCUGAUCGGCACGAUUCCUCUACCCCGCCACUGAUCGCUGCGUUAUACACUGGCUUAGCGCUGCAACUCAUCGACCAUGUCAAACACCUCUCUGAAUUAUUCAUGGGAUGAUGGAUGCGGAGGAGCCACUGGAGAGGAGACACUCAAGGGCCUGCGCUCCGUCCCUGACCCUGGCCAUUCAGGAAAUUGUGUUUGCGGACGUGCCAGGCAAGCGUAUGAUCACCGCUGGCUGGAUUAGCUUAAGCCGCUACAGAAGCAGCCAGCUCCGUACAUGUAUGAGUCUGUAAAAAUGUCAUUAACCCCUUUGGUAAUUUCAGGUAUACAACAUUUCAUUACUUGCAUUCCAAGCCAUGCAUGCUUUUUCAUUUUAAUCAUUUUACUCAUCUUGUUUUAAAUUGUGAAUAUGACUUGAAUCAGCCAGUGUUGCAAUGGAGGGAAGAUGCCAGUCUUAAUAUAUUCUAAUUCUAAGCUAUGGUAUACAUGUACAGUAUGUUUGACAUUUUUGAAUAACACAAUGCUGAAAGUGUUGUUGCCAACUGAAAUAAUUUAAACAGCCGUUAUCAGGCAUAAUAUGAAUCUAGAAUGUGUGACCUGAACACAGUAGCUCUUAAAUGAACAUGUUUUCUCUAUAAUAUGGUGUUAAACAUCUAAGGAUUCAGAAAAACAAAAAUGUCUCCAAUGUGUUACUCAAUUUGCAGAAAAAAUUUGAAAGUGUAAAAAUAGCUCUUAUCAUGAUGUCAUUUUUUGUAUAUAUUUAUAACCAGAAUGUUUAAUCUAUUGAAAGUGACCAAGAUACAGUAUGUAGUAAGUGUUUGCAGGAGAGCAAUAUUAUUAUUUAUGAAGGCAUUAAGAAGGAUUUUAUUGCGUUUUGAAAAGAUACAUAUUUUUCUAAUGUGCAUAUGAAUGAUGUGAUUGAUAGGGCUGAUAACAGAGACAGGCCAGUGAGAAGGCUAUGAUCAUGGUGAAAGGUAUUGAGUGUAUACGGCUGAAAAGGACACAUUCUCUUGACAGAUGACAUAUAGCACUGCACUCUGUCACUGCUGUAUGAUUUCAAGCCUCGGCAGGGCCAAUUCAAAAGGCAGCUGGGUUUUCAUGUGGGAGAGCCACUUUGGAAACAUAUCUGGUCGGACGUGCCAUCUGUGUCAGGAAGUUUCCCCAACUAAGCCAUUUCCCAAGGGAUUAAUUUUUCUUUCAUUUCAAGAGCUAGAUAAGAUGCACGUGUAAAAUUGGUGAGCUGUGACCAUUUUGUAGAAAUCGGCCUGGGACACCCUUAAUAUUAAGCACAUUUUCAUCUAAGAUAUUAUGGUGAAAUUAUUUUCGGUUUGGACAGUGGAACAGUCAGGUGAGUGAGCCACAGCCAGUAAAAACCAGGAACAGCAGUCAUUAAAACCUGAUUGCAGAUAAUGGUUCAUAUAAUAUGACCUGUGCCAGUGUGGUUUGGGUUACACAGCACAGAAAUCUAACUUUCUAACGCAGCAUGAUAAAAUAUGCAUGUGUGCACCCACAAUGAAGAGAAUAAAUGUCCAUUCCUUUGAAUUAAUUUGAAUGGAAAAGUGA
This is a messenger RNA of Conger conger (European conger), 6812 nucleotides long. RefSeq names its product phosphatidylinositol 3,4,5-trisphosphate-dependent Rac exchanger 1 protein-like. Bases 1 to 4860 code for a protein of 1619 amino acids. Gene Ontology annotation, biological process: intracellular signal transduction. The record is from RefSeq and is a predicted model, not a curated record. The transcript is spliced from 40 exons. NCBI's taxonomy places the organism in Eukaryota, Metazoa, Chordata, Actinopteri, Anguilliformes, Congridae. Gene Ontology annotation, molecular function: protein binding; guanyl-nucleotide exchange factor activity.